CUGGCAAGAUAAGGCCGCUUCCACCAGUGCCACAUAUAUAGCCAAGUGGGACACACUACUGUGUGGUCUGCAGGAACUGAGGCAAUACUGCCUACACUCAUAAGUGUGUUCAAUACAUCCAGGACAGCUUCAUUUGCAUCUGAGACAAUUAACUUUCCCACUGGCUGACCUGUACAGAUGAUGAUUAUGAAGAUAAUAUGUUCAUACAAGACAUUGACAGUUUGAGUAAGACUGAUGCUUCUCCCAGUGCCCUGGGGGCCCCUCUGUGAUGAUGACGUGUGCAUGGGUAGUGCCAAUCAUAGGCUACUCGUUACAGCAUACAUCACCGCAAUGGGUGUCACCGACAAGAAACGUGACACGCUUAACUGCAUUGUCACAGAUGUCAAUAAGCGUUUGACUCAGCAGGUGAGAAAAUGGUGACUUCCAUAUUGUCUUGAAGUUGUGUCGCUAACGAUCUUGAUGCACAGACAGUGACAGAUUUAUGCAUUGUGGUGUACGAGUUGGCUUAACUACUUAUAGGUCAUAAGGGGUCAGUGUUGGGAUCAAUCAUCAGUUUCUUGUGCACUUGUGGACAGACUACUGUUCUGUGUGGUUCUUUAGACAGAAGUUAUUGGAAUAUUAUCGACAUCCUCUCAGACGACACACUUGCAAUUGGACUAAUAGGAACAGAUUUUGAACAGUUCACUGUGUCAUAUUACUAUCCAGUAUACGGGCCAGCCUGUUGGACUUACUGAACAGAUUCUGUACACCAGCUACCAUGAGCCGACACCAGGUGUUAAGGAUGUUUCAUAUGUGUGUGACAGUGUGUCUUGUAUGCCUGAUUCCUACACUGUGUCAUUCAGCCGCUACAAGUGGUACAAAUGUAGGAAAGAAUUCAAGGACAAGCAAACAUUCAAAGGAUAACCCCGAACAACUGGACAUUGUUCCCAGCUUGUCGGGUGUUCCCGGAAACCCAGCAGAGGGAACAAGGAAACCGUCACAAGGGGGAGACGUCCCCUCCCACAGUGCCCUUCUGCAGGGAGGAGACGUUACAAGGAAACACAGGUCCAGGAUCAUGUCCCCUAUGACAGGGGAGGAGCAGAUGAAGACAGACAUCCAUCCUCGUCCUGUUCGCUCACCUCAACAGGGAACAGAUCCCCUACCCACACUUCCUGAAUCAAAAAUACAGAAUCAACCAGUGGACCAACAGUUAGGGUAUUACGGUGAAAUCAUCCCAACAGUGACUAUUGACCAACGUGGCACUGAAUAUGAGAGUCCAGCCGAACAGAAAGAUGACGAGCUGGAGGAAAAGUUAGACAUGCUCCGUCUACGUUAUGGUUACAUGAACUCAGUGCUGCCUGAAAACAUGUCCAUGUACCCCGACGUCAUGAACUACACAGAGCCUGCUGAGGAGGCGGAGGAGGCGGAGGAGGCCGGGGGAGAGGAACAGGAAGAGCAGGGCGAGUAUGAAGCUGAUGAAUACCUGAUGUCGGCGUCGGUCAACAUAAGUCAGUUUGGUGACCAUGGCAACGAAUAUGAAGCUGAUGAGGGCCUACAGCCUAGUGGUUCAGAACUCCGUCCUUACAAAGUGCACAACAUGUCCAGUAUGGUAUCUGAUGUGUAUGACCCCUAUUAUAAUUACGGCUAUCAAUACAGACCAAAGAAGGACAACCCGGCCCAGGUGAUUCAGGCUACUCCAGUCAUCAGUGAUGUCCAGAUGACAGGAUCAGCUUCAGCUGGUUCUAAUGGGACAACCGGAAUGCAAGCAAAGAUCACCGAUGUCAAAACCAUCACACAGAAAAAGAAUUUAGCAGAUUUCGGGGGAAUGUCCGUUAGUGCCACAUUUGGCAUCGUGGUUGGGUCAAUCAUCGGGUUCUGGUUGGUCAUGGGACCUCUGGUCUGCCUCCUGAUGAAGGUACGAGACCACCACAAGGAGAAGCAGAAGCGGUUCAUGCUGGCUCCCCGCCAUGGCAAGGACAAGUCCGACAACGGCAUCAUGGAGGCAAUGAUCAUGACUGAACUGGGCAAGUUGUCUUUAAAAUCAAAGAAAAAGUACACUGCAGUUCGAAACCCAACAAAAACACCAGACAGGCAAUCGCUUACCGAUGACAGAGAACUUGACACAUUUCAUGAUGCAUGCGAUACUCCAGCCUUGUUACCAUAGACACGCCAAAGUUCCGUCGCAACAACAGCAUUGUUGUCACAGAAACAAGACUUGCAUUCAAAGACUACUGCAACUAUCAACUAUGUGACAGACAUGAAUAAUCCCCUAUUUCUGAGGCCAGUGUUCAUCUGAAGAAUUGAUGAAAUUUUGCAUAGUGCUUAAACCAUGCUGUUGCUUCAUUGUUAUCAUUAUCAAGUGAAACGGUCAAAGUUUCCUCGCCUAUCAUGCUGUAUUCUGAUAUAAUGUCAUACUGUAUUAAUUCCUUCGUGAUAUGAAAUAAAUCAUUUUAAAA
Messenger RNA from Haliotis rufescens (red abalone), 2435 nucleotides. RefSeq lists its product as uncharacterized. Lineage: Eukaryota; Metazoa; Mollusca; Gastropoda; Lepetellida; Haliotidae. The record is from RefSeq and is a predicted model, not a curated record. The transcript is spliced from 3 exons. The coding region runs from base 758 to 2143 and encodes 461 amino acids.